UUUUAUUUUUUCUUUUAUUGAAACGUACAACUGAAGAAGAUAUCUCCUUUCCCUUUAUUAACCCACCUGGCUUCUUCUAUCCUUCAAUAUUUUUCAAAAUUACACAUUAGAUAACCGGUUUUUUUUUCUUGAUUUACUGAAAACAGCUGUUGUCGAAUGAAUACUUCACUUCCGCAGAUCAGCAAAUUACGGAACAAUCUUAACUUUGCUUCCACCGCCCAAUUUCUACAUACUUUUCAAUCGGCAUUUCGCCCUUGGCCAGCCUCCGUGCAAGAUGUACUGUAUGCGCGUCAGUCACAUACAUCAAUACAUUCGAAUAGUCAUAAAGACGAAUACGUCUUUGAAACAGAGGACCUUGAGCGUAUGAUGUUAGACACUGCAGAGAGAGUACGCUUUGAAGAUUUACUGAUCCGAAUGUUACGUGUGCUAACACGUAAUAGAUUCAUAAACGUGCAAAACUGGCAAACGUACUUUUCGAAAGAGUUUGAUAAACGAGAAUUCGAUCAGACCAACCCUUUCCUACCAACAACUUCCGGCAAUGAUACAACACAGCAGCAGCAAGAAGAAACGGAAGAGAAGACGGAUGAAGUAAAAGAGGAACCCGUGGAGAACACUGAUAAAGAAAAUCUUUCAACUGCAUCCACUCGUAACGUAAAACCAGAACUGAUCAACUAUUUUACCUUACCUUUGGAUACCAAAGUUUAUUUGCUAUAUAUGCUUUGUGAGUGGCAAUUAGAUGAUCCCGAAAGGUUUAGAGAACAUCUAGAAUCAGAGGACGAUGCUGCUCAAUGGAGGGUAGAUCCUAUUGGCUUUGAUAAAAAAGGUAGCACAUUUUGGUUAUUCGAUGACAACCGAUUAUACAAAGAAACACCGAAACCAAAGAAAAAGCCAGCAGCAAAGAAAUCAACAGCCAACAGUAGAAAAAGAAAGCGUUUAACACCUGUGCGUAGAAGCUCUCGUAGAAGUACAGCUGGCAAUACAGCUGAGGAAGAAGAUGAGAGUGAGGAUGAAGGUGAAUGGGUGCCUUGGAAGCUGGUUUGCUCUUCUAAGCUAGAAUGGGAACAAUUUCCAGCAAAAUAUGAGCACAGCAAAAAUGUCGAUGAACAGAGAUUUUAUCAACUCUUAGUGGAUGAUCUUUUACCAAAAGUAUUACCCGUCAUUGAGGAGCAUGAAAAAGAAUUGAGGAAGCAAGAAGCACUACUCAACCGUAAACGCAGUUCACGUAUUAUGAUCAAAGAGUUGGAGGCAUUAGAGCGUGCUGCUUCAGCCGAAUUGGAAGACAAGGCCAUAGCAGCAACCGCAAGUGCUCAUGGCCAUCGUCGUAGUGGUCGAACAUCGAACCGUAUCGAACAGAAAGCUAAAGAAAAGGAGGAAAAAGAGAAGGAAAUGCUUGCUAAUGCAAGAGAACAGCGUUUAUUAGAACGUGAGAGACGCAUUCAAGAACGUGAAUAUAGAGCAUUACAACGUGAGAAGCGUCAACAACAGCAAGAAGAAAAUGAUAGUCAGCAAGAAGGGCAAGAUACUGCCGGAGGCACAACUAUUGUUGAGCAGCAACAACCACAGCAUAAGGUGGCGAACGAUGUCAAUAAUGAUGCCAAAACGCCAACUACAACUGAGAUGAAAGGGAAAAAGACAAAGCAAACCACCGCUCAGGAAGGAAAGGAUCAGAAACCUAAACGUAAAUAUGUUCGAAAGCUGGACGAAAAUGGCAAUCCUAUUCCAAGAAAGCCAAGGUUGGAUAAAGAUGGUAAUCCUAUCCCACCAAAGAAAAGAGGUAGGAAGCCAAAAAACAGAAAUCCUGACGACGAAAGUUGGAUGUUCGCUUGUGUAUGCGGUGUCUCUGGACAGAACUUGGAUGAUGGAAAACCUAUGGUUGCAUGCGAGAAAUGUGGAGUCUGGCAACAUAUCAAGUGCUUACAGAAAUCAGGAUAUGUAGACAAGUCAAAGAGUUUGGAUAAUAUUAGCUUUAUCUGUUCGAGUUGUGAGAGAAAAGAGCAGGAAGUGGAAGUGGACAUCGGUGAUGAGCAGCAAUCAUAUAGUCACAAGAGACAAAGAAUGAACUAUUAUGAUGCUGGUUACCCUGUAUCCAAUGCAGUGCCCACGAUGGCAACAGGUUAUUACCGUUCACAGUUACCUCGACAACAACAACAACAACAACAACAAAAAACUUCAAUUGAUUCCAUGCAGAUGACCUGGCGCCCCCAGCCACAGCAUCAAAUAUCGUCGUCUUCAGUUCGAAUUUACCCUUCUGCGCCUAUAAACUCUUCAACGGAAUCACAACAUCAGGGAUCGUACUACUCAUCUAAUAAUUCACCUUCUAUAAGAUCUACCCAGCAGCAACCGCACGCUUAUUCCUACACUGAUAAUGUAGCCUCUACUGCCACUAAAGACUAUUACAAUGGUACUGCUAAUCUAUCACAGCAGACUUCGCCACAGCCUUAUGUUCAUCAAUCGUACCAGCAGCAGCAGCAGCAGCAACAUCAUCAUAAUAACUCUUUACCUUCCAGACAAUUUGUACCUUAUCAAAUCUCUCAGUCUCAAACUCAGCAAACAUAUCCACAGCGACAACAGCCACAGUCUCAUUUUUCUAAUGCCUCAAAUCCUGCUCAACCUUCAUUGAGCAAUCCACUUUACCACCCUAUACGUCCUCAGCCACCACCUGCACCAGCAAAUAACAAUAAACUACCCGUGCAAAGCAGCUCUUCAUUGGUUUCUUCUGGGCAAACAAAUUAUAGUUUCCAUCCUCCAUCAACUGUCACUACCACUGCAUCGCCACCGAAGCUUCCUACACCUUCCUCUUCUCUACCUUCCCAGCAGCAGUUAGCGUCUACUCCUCAGGAAAAUACAGCAAUAGCAGAGCCUUCCAUCAAUGGUAAUAUGACAUCUUAUCCAUCAGUAGCUUUCAACAACAAUAAUGAAAAUCUAUCCCAAUAACACGUUUAAUUAAGAAUGAACAAUUAGAAAAUUUGAAUCCUUUAGAAUACAUAUCAUAUUUUUUUUUUCUUUCUUUUGCAGAUUGAAUAAAACCAACCCGUAUUAAAUUAGACCUAAACGACUUAGUUUUAGACGAUCUUUUUCUUGCAUUAGUAAACGAACAAAACGCGUAUUUCCACAAUGUUAUGAACGUCAG
Molecule: messenger RNA, 3130 nt
Organism: Mycotypha africana
Lineage: Eukaryota; Fungi; Mucoromycota; Mucoromycetes; Mucorales; Mycotyphaceae
Exons: 7
Coding region: 157-2934 (925 amino acids)
Biological process (GO): regulation of DNA-templated transcription
Cellular component (GO): RSF complex
Source: RefSeq, a predicted model, not a curated record